UCAAGCAUACGGACAAAAUCGCUAGUGCAACGUCCAAAGUCGCACCUACAUACAUAUACUUAAUACCUAAGCAUCCGAAAUACCAUUCCACAAACUCUCCAUCCAAUGCCCGCAUUCGAACCCAUCCCACGAACAAGCCAGGCGCGUCUUGACGCAUCGCUCCCCGACGCGCCACUCGACAUAGCAACGCUGCUAGCCCACCCCCCAACACCAACCUCGGAAAAGCCCAAAACAGUCCUGUACCUAGCCUACGGCUCCAACCUCUGCAAUGAAACCUUCCGCGGCGCGCGCGGCAUCCGGCCCCUCUCACAAACCAACGUCGUAGUCCCCUCGCUACGCCUAACCUUCGACCUACCCGGAAUCCCCUACAAAGAGCCGUGCUUCGCAAACACUGCACGGCGCACACUCGAAGCACAGGGAUACCAUAAAGAUGCGUGGCACAAGGGACUCGUGGGCGUGGUAUACGAGGUCACACUGUCAGACUACGCGCACAUAAUCGCUACAGAAGGUGGCGGAAGCUCCUACGCGGACAUACUCGUCGAUUGCCAUGUGUUGGAUCCGAAGGAGGAUACGGUUCCCACGUUGCCGACGUCGAAGCCGUUUAAAGCUCACACGCUGUUUGCGUCCCAAGAAGACAACGAACGCAUUGUGAGGCCGGAUCCUAGCUAUGCGCAGCCGUCGGCCAGGUAUCUCAAGCUGAUCACGGAUGGAGCGGUCGAGUGCGAGUUGCCGGGGGAGUAUCAGGAGUAUCUACACGGGAUACGGCCGUUUAGGAUUACGAGCAAGAAACAGGCGGUUGGCAAAGCGCUGUUUCUGGGGAUUUGGAUGCCGUUUGUGCUGUUCGUAUUUGCGCUGGGGAGUAAGUUUUCAGAUGAGAAGGGGCGCGCCCCCGGGUGGCUGGCGAAGCUGAGUGCGAUGGUGUUUGCGGGCAUGUGGACGAGUUAUGAUACAGUUUUCAAGCCUACGUUUGGUGAGGGAGAGAGGACGGUUGGGGACGAUGCGUUGGGAGAGGUGGAUCCAAAAAUAUGGGAAGCUCUUUCUACACGACAAGAUGCGGAAAAGGAAUGCUUGUUGGAAGAGUCUGUACAAACUAUGCAUACGAAUCGGCUGGCUGCACAAAGACCCUCGCUGGGGGGAUGAUGUGGCAUUGUGUUGAAGCUGCCCGCCUGGCACGAGAAACUGUUGGCAGAUUACAUUUCAGGGCAUGGAAAUUAGACAUUAUAGAAGCAACAAUGCAAGCCACCUGGCAAAACUAUGAGCAAGCAUG
Messenger RNA from Bipolaris maydis ATCC 48331, 1267 nucleotides. RefSeq lists its product as uncharacterized. Lineage: Eukaryota; Fungi; Ascomycota; Dothideomycetes; Pleosporales; Pleosporaceae. The record is from RefSeq and is a predicted model, not a curated record. Gene Ontology annotation, molecular function: gamma-glutamylcyclotransferase activity.